UCGUGAUCAGGUGGCUGAUAGUUGUCUGUUCACUGCCUGGAGCAGUAGUGGCCAUGUCCUGUAGGAAAGAAACUCCGGCGUCAUGGAACAAACUUGGGCUUCUUACAUCAAUUCCUUAAAUCAGAACUCCCUGCCCAAACGAGUGGAGGUGACCGAUGGAAACUAUUUUUCAGGGUCACUAGCCCACCUGUCGUUCUCCAAAGGGGAUAUCAUUACGGUGACGGACCUCCAGCCGAUCCACGUUAGGGCAGAAGUGAAGGAUGGGGAGCAGGUUCUGGGCGUGGUCAAUAUACCUCUUGAAUACAAAGGAAACUUCCAGCUGAUUGCAGAUCCAGCUUCGUUUGAAACCGUGGCUGACUUAGUCCGUUCUGUCCGACUGCCCCAGAGUCCCGAGACUCACAGAAGUCCUCCCUGUUUCCAGAACUUAGUUCCCAUCUCCACAAAUGAUUGGCCCCUGAUGCUGAAGAAAAGAGAAAUGCUAUCCUUAAUCGGCCUCGAGGAGAGUCAUGGGAGGAAGCUGCUGCGUUGUGAGGUGAGGAAGACGGACCCUCCCCUGAGGCUGCUCCUGCCCAUGAACUGCCGGGGUCACUUCCAGGAGUGCCCGGAUGACCAGUUCUACUCCAUUGACACCAUCGUGAGGUGGAAGCUGCUUGCAGGGAGGAAACGCAAGGUUCGGAUGGAGGCAGGAUACCGUCUGAGGCUUCUUAACCCCCUGGUUCCUGCGCACUUUAGUGGCCAUCUAGUUCUGCACCCCUACUUCUCGGUGAAGGCAUACCUGCCAGGUUCGGUCCAGAUCAGCAUCCCCUCCGAUUUGGACAUCCAUAUCACUGAGAUUAGCUCCUUGGCUUGUAAGCCCUUUGCACUGAUGACAAUGAGAGAAAUAUACGGUAUGGACGCAAACAAAUUCCCAGUGAGAAUCAAAAUAAUGAGUGUGAGCCUGUCGGAGAGCAAGGCGGUCCCAAAGCCUUUGAAGAACGGGCAGCUCUUAACCAUCCUCAGGACAGAAGAGGUGAAAAAGUUCGUUGCCACGGAAAUUUCCGAAGGGAAGAAAGGGAGGUGUUUUCUCAUCCCAUACACCUAUCAGGGCCUGAUACUUAGGGGGGGUCGCUAUUUUAAUGCUGUUUCUGAUGUCGCGGCAGCCAUGCAACAAGGACAGCUCUGCUUCCAGUCUUCCAGGGACUACACCUCCUGCGUGGAGCCGUUUGCGUCUUUCUCAGCCAAUGAGAGCUUCCUGGCUCUGAAGAAGAGUGUGGUGUCUGCGCAGAUCCAUAAUGAGAUACACCGGGUGGAGGUCCUCAAGUGCCUGAACCUCACCACCAAAGCCCACGUCAAGCUGCCCUUGUUUGCAGAAGGAGAGUUCCGGGAGUUGUUUGAGGAUGCUGGACCAGGGACCAUGCAGGAGCUGUGCCAUAUCCCAAAACUGCCGUGCCACGUCAGAGUGGUGGGGCCAGAUACUUCCAUGGCUAGAGACCCUCUGUAUGGAACGGAGGAGCUGAGGGUUGAAAACAUUAUCGUGGAGCAGUGCCUCAUAGCCAAAGACGAAACUUUACCAGGGGUCUUGGAUUCUGCAGAAGACAUAUACCAGGACUUGCCAGAAGCCACGUUUGAAAUCCCAAUUGAGAAGUCAAGCUGUGAGGUGUUGGUGAUAGAAGAACGUUUUUGGGGAGCUGAUGUCGGAAAGGAGAGAUGCACGACUCUCCAGACCAUCCAGGAGAUCACUGAGGAGGAGAUGCUCACCUUUAGUAAUUGCCUGAUAUUUCCUUGCCCACCGCCACCCCUUCCAAAGCCCAGAAGUCUGUCUUAAAAUAGAAAAUAUGACUAUUAGACCUUGCUUUAUUGACAGGAUGCAGCAGCAUCAACCAAUCCCUCAGGAAUUGAGUAUUUGGGGUUCACUGGAACCGAUGUGGGGGCUCAGAGGAAAUCAGGGGUGUCACCACUACUUGUUAUUCCCACCUCUCUCAUACGUUUGCCAUAAGUUGUGUUAGCAUUCUGUUCCUGUGACAGAAUGCCCGAAUAAUAAAUUCAUGAGGAAGGCCGGGCGGUGGUGGCGCACGCAUUUAAUCCCAGCACUCGGGAGGCAGAGGCAGGCGGAUCUCUGUGAGUUCGAGGCCAGCCUGGUCUAGAAGAGCUAGUUCCAGGACAGGAACCAAAACCACAGAGAAACCCUGUCUCAAAAAUCAAAAAUAAAAUAAAAUAAAUAAAUAAAUUCAUGAGGAAAGAAGGUUCAUUUGGGCCCACAGGUUCAAAGAUGUUAGUCCAUGAUCACUUGGCCCCACUGCCCUUGGCCUGUGGCAUGGCGGCACAUUGCAGUGGGUCAAAGGUGCCCACUUCAUGAUAAGUGAGAAGCAGAAAGGCUCCACCUCCCUUUUUACAUGCCCCCCGAAACCAAACUCCCUUCAUCAAGGCUUCUCCUCUCCUUUAAUAACUUAUUGAAAUUUACUUGAUGAGUAUUGGUGUGAAGGUGUCAGAUCCCCUGGAACUGGAGUUACAGUUGUGAGUCGCCAUGUGGGUGCUGGGAAUUGAACCCGGGGUUCUCUGGAAGAGUAGCCAGUGCUCUUAACCUCUGAGCCAUCUCUCAGCCCCAAGUUCUACCCUCUCCCAAUCGCACCAUGAACCAGAGACUAAGCCUUUAACACAUGAGCCUUUCUGGGACACCUAUCCAGACCAUCGCAGCUCUGGGAGACAGGCUUUUCCCUUGGUGUGCAUGGGAAGCUGGCCUCUGAUGUUGUGGUAUGGCCACAGUACUCCUCUUUUAAUUAAAGUGAAGUUCUAUCUAUUCAGCAGGACCAUGUGUUUGUCAUUGAACACGAUUCUCCCUACGGCCCUCCAUUUGGAAUAGCUGCCUCUCACUGAUUCCAUUGUAACAGCACCCUACCCAGAGUACACACUCCAACUAAACUCUGUUGGACGGAUGAUUGAGUGCCCACUUUGGUUUGUUAGCACCUACGUCAGCCCUGGGUCGGCCUCCUUAUCCCUCUGUUAGAAAGGUGCCAUCACCCCCAGUUGCCCAAGGCAGACACAUGGAAAACUUGCCCUUACCCAUCCAACUAAUCCGUCACCGUAUCCUACCAAUUUCUACAAUUCCUGUCAAUCUCUCACCUUUCACCUUUGCCCAGUCCCAUCUCAGAUCCCUGCCUCAAUCCACGUGCUCCCUUUGUCAUUGUUAUUCUCCUAUCAAGUCCAACCACCUUCCUGUCGGUUCUCCCCAUUCUCAGAAGAGCCGGGUCUUUAAGACCAAGACAUAAAGAGAGAAAGCAACCAAAGCCCUUGGGGUAUCUCUGCUGCCUUAGGGUGAAUCCCAGCUAUCUGGAACACUUUCUAGGGGUGUUCAUACACUGCCCUCUAGUCUGCAUCGUUAUUGUGGGAACUGCAGCCCCGAGUUGAUAUCCCUGCCCCCAUUUGAGGUGCUUAUCUGCAAGGAAAACAUAAUAAAUUCCCUCUGCUCCUGGAGCGGGGAAGGAAGGAAUUUUGAGUGCAUGGUGACCGUUCCUUGAUCCCUGCCAGGGUCAGGUUACAGUCCCUUCGCAGCCCCCUUCUCAUUUGGUGCCAUGGUAUAAAGCCAGCCCCAGCAAGACAAUAAAAGAAGC
This is a messenger RNA of Microtus oregoni (creeping vole), 3587 nucleotides long. Its product is annotated as protein THEMIS3-like. The record is from RefSeq and is a predicted model, not a curated record. NCBI's taxonomy places the organism in Eukaryota, Metazoa, Chordata, Mammalia, Rodentia, Cricetidae. The coding region runs from base 83 to 1804 and encodes 573 amino acids. Gene Ontology annotation, biological process: T cell receptor signaling pathway. The transcript is spliced from 4 exons.